Molecule: messenger RNA, 3164 nt
Organism: Diachasma alloeum
Lineage: Eukaryota; Metazoa; Arthropoda; Insecta; Hymenoptera; Braconidae
Product: mastermind-like protein 2
Exons: 4
Coding region: 62-2881 (939 amino acids)
Source: RefSeq, a predicted model, not a curated record
AAAAGACCGGUGGAGUUUAUUUUUUUUUUAAUCCCGAAAAUCUUGUAUCGAGCUCAACAUCAUGACGAUGCGUCUCCUUAGACUGACGUUGUUCCUCUCGGCGAUGCUGCUGGCUUCCUCAGCGGAGGACCAAUCGAAGAGCCGUGAUAAGCGUCAGCAGUUGUCGUACCACCCGCGACGAGUGGGCAAACCACCCCCUUACGCAGUGCAAAUGGAGCCGCCAGUGCGAUACUCCCAGCGAGAUCCCCUGUACAAUCCCCUGGCAAGUGCCAAGAGUGAUGACUUCAUCUACGACGAGCCCCACCACCACAACCCCUACAGCUCCGAGCCCGAGCCGAUAAUCGAAAUAAUAAUCAAGGAGUCCAACGAGUCCCUUCCCACCCCAGUGCCGCCCACCCACCCCCCGGUGCGACCCACAAAAGAGCCGAUUCAGGUGUUCUACGUGAAAUAUGAGAAGCACGAUCAGGGGGAUGGAAAAUCGAAGGUGAUUUACGAUACGCCAGUGCCAGCAUUGAAUCCUCACGAGGAGCACGAGGAGAUAAAAGCCGAGGGUCAAAGUUACGACAAUGAGCCAGUGUCUUACGUUACCCCAGCGCCGGCCAAGGAGCCAACGACCACUUUGCGCGCUAUCAUACGUCCGGAGAGUGAGUCUUAUCACGCAGGUGGCAGCGGAAUUCGUGUGACAUUCGGCACUGAGCAAUUACCCCCGAACAGUCACAACAAACGAAGCGACUUAGAGGGGCAGAAAAAAGUCGCGCCACCCUCUCCGCCCCCGACGACUUCGAGAAAACAGCACGGUCCGUUCCCCCCGCCGCCAAUUCCUCAUCGCGUACCGCCGGCAUUUCCCCAGCAGCGGAUCGUCAACUCGUUUUCAUCUCAACAGCAGUUGCCUCAAAAUUACCCGGUCCAGCCGCAUUUCCAGGGACCUCCGCCGAGGUAUCAACGACCGGCGAUAAGUAUUCAGGGUUUACCGGAGGUGCAGCAACGCCUGCCGUUCCAGACGUUCAGUCAACCCCACCGGGUCGCCAUCAAUCACCCGCAGCAGCCGGGCUUCCCACCCGCGUUGUCAGUGUCACAUCAGAGUGUGAACUUGCAGAAUCAGUCGCCGCAGUUCUUGUCUCAACCGAGUUUCAUCGAUCAGGGCUAUCAUCAGCAACAGGUGCAGCUGUACCGGCAACAAGAGGAGGAGAAACAGAGGUAUCACGACCAGCGGAGGCAGCAGGAGUCCCAGAGGCAACAAGAACAGCAGCGGCAGCAAGAACUGCAGAAGCAGCAGGAGUUGCAGAGACAGCAAGAUUUGCAGAGGCAAAAGGAAAUCCAGAGACAACAGGAGUAUCAAAGAAUUAAACAAGAGAGUAAAAUUCGCGAGCAACAGCAGCAGCAGUUCAACCAACCCCCGAAUUUCCCACAGAAUCAUCAGAUACUGCUGAACAAUCGGGUGCAAUCCCAACCGCAAUACCAUCGCGAGGUGGAGAAACCGAGCGAGAUUUUGAAAGCGGUUCCGAAAUUAGAGCAGCAUUACGCGAUUAGAGAAAAUCCCCAUCACCCCGGGCCCUUCCCCCCCAAUUCUCAACAGUUGCCCCCGCAAUUCUCCCAGAAUACCCAGAACAACUUUGUACAACAGCACACACAACAAUCGCCGGUAUUGUCCAAUCAUGGAAAUUACGUGGCGAGCACGAUUGCGCCAUUGAGCCAGACGCCGAGCUCGCCACCGAGGCACCAGGGAAAUCAGCAAUUCUUCGCCCAGAAUCGCGGACAGGCGCAGUACCAGCAGGUGCACCAGCCUCUGGCCUCGGUGUGGGGUCGACCGGUGUUCAAGGAUAGUAAGCAGAAGAUUUACGCAACCCCGGUGACCCACACCACUUCACAGCCUAAGCCAACGCAGAGACCCGUUACAAGCACCACGAGAGCCCCUCCGACGACGACGACGACGACGACGACGACGACGACUGCAGCCCCCACCACCCCCAGGAACGAAGCCAGGAUCAAGGAGAACAUCGCUAAUCUUCCGGACGAAGUGCCUGACGAUAUCAGGCAACAACUCCUGAGCUCCGGAAUCCUCGGUAAUGCGGAUAUUCAGGUUCUCGAUUACGAUAAAGUCGGCGGUAUUAACAUCGAGAAUUUACCCCCCGAGGCGCUCGCCAAUUUCUACGGGGCCGGUGGCGGUGGGGUUGUAUCAGCUAGCGAGCCAGUACCGUCGAUCGCAAAGUACCAAAAAACUAGUGGAGCGGGAUUGACACCCAAAAAGGCGACGAGCAAAGUUGAACAGGCAACACUCAAGCCCGGAGGUGUGGAAAUGAAAGUAGUACGGUUUGACCCAAAUACGGCGCAAGGCCAGGCGAUAGCUGAUCAGCACAUACGUGAAGAUGCGACCCACCUGAAACCGGUAACUGUGGGAUCGAGGAAUGAUGGACAGUACAAUCGUUAUUUACCAUUAAAAGUGAGCGGUACAUCCUUUCCGAUUCCCGAUGUAGCGGAAUUGAAGGAUCGCAAGAUAUCAAGCGUCGUUGUACUUGCACCUGUUGAUUACAGUGGUGAUGAGCUGGAGGUGGAUAGACAGUCGAGGAAAUUGGGUGAGCCGAUGCCAGUGAAAUUUUUAGCUGGUGACUCGUUGAAGCAGCUCAUUAAGAAACCCAGCGCUGAUAAUUAUAAGAAAUGGCUGGAGCAGGAGAGGAGGACUGAGCCGCAGAAGCAGUCUGUCGUGCUUCUGGUAACGACACCCAACGAUCAGCGCAACGGGGAUAAAGAGAUCUUCAUGUACGAUGUGACAACGCAAACUGUAAGCAAACUCUCCGGUGAUUUGUCAUCGGCUUUUGUGGACGCCGCGGAAAGCAACGCCGACAGUCACGAUAGCAUUGACGAUUCAUCCUUCACGCAUUGAGAGACGUGAGAAUUGGAUGAAGGGAAAGGAAGCAGUUGAAUGAGAAAAAGAUACAGGAAGGAAUGAAAAAGAGUCUGUUCACCGGAAUUGAAUUGAACGGCUUAAUGAAUGCCAUUUUGCCCGCCAAGGCUUUGACUCUGCGUUGCACGUUGACCGAAUGGGACACUUGUGAAAUGAUCUUUUGUAUUCAUUUUCUCACUUGAAUCAGUGGUGAAUGGAUAAAUGGUUGAUUUAAUUAACCGAAAGAUCAGGUUUUACUCCACGACACGUGUUAUGUAGAUAU